AUGAAAGAAAACCCAUCUAUUAGUGUGACCAUUCUCUUAGCAUAUCUUAUUCUGGCCAUCGGUGGAAAGGAAGUAAAGUGUGUCGGACGAGAAGAUAAUGCUAGUGGGGUCCCAUUGAAUCAAAAAGUCAAUAAGACUAUUCUGGUUGACGGAGGAGAUGUUUAUGACUGCAUUGAUCUGAAUCUACAACCAGCCUUGAGCCAUCCACUAAUAAAAGACCACAAAAUCCAGGCAACUUUCCCGCUGAGUAUUUCUACCAAAUCUCCUUCGAUGGAUGUCAUCCCACAAGCCCAAUUGGCCUUGAUUGAGUGCCCUACAGGAACAAUUCCAAUAUUGCGCAACAACAGAAGGGUCCACAUGCCAGUAGAAACUAUUGAUAAAGUGAUUACCAAUGAAGAACAUGAGGUUGCAGGAGUAGAGUAUUUUGAUGUGCUAUAUGGAACGCGGGCUAAAAUAAAUAUCUAUAAUCCUAUGGUGAAGAAUAAUAGUAAGGAUCUAAGUGCAUCGUGGAUACAAAUUAAUAAGAUAAUAAAAGCAGGUGUUGCAGAUGGGAUAGGGGCCGGUUCUUUGGUAUAUCCAAGCUACAGUGGUGACAACCUUGCUAGGUUCCAUGUUGCUUGGGUUGAUGGAUUAAAGACUUGCCCUGAUCAUGAUUGUGGGGCUUUCGUGCAAGUUAGCUCAAGUGUUGGUCUAGGAGGAAGACUUAAACCAGUUUCUGUCUAUAAAGGACCACAAUACAUGAUAUAUGUUCCUAUUUUCAAGGAUCCAAUGACUAGACAUUGGUGGGUGGCUUAUGGUCCACAAAACAUACAUAUUGGAUAUUGGCCAAGGGAAAUUUUCCAUUUCAUGAAGGAUGAAUGUAAUUAUGCAUUAUGGGGUGGAUAUAUUCAAGGUCCGACGGUGUCAUCAGACUCUCCACAAAUGGGUAGUGGCCAUUUUGCUUCCGAAGGACUUGGCAAAGCAGCAUUUGUGAGAAAUAUCGAAAUUUUAAAUAAGGAAAACAAGUAUGUUAUUCCAGAUGACAGGAAAUUUGGGUAUGUCGCCACCAAUUUAUCCAAAUAUACUGCGAUGGGUUAUGUUGAUGGAUAUAGCCACUUUGGUGUGCAUACUUACUAUGGUGGACCUGGUGGUUUUGUUAACCGCAAAUCAUUGAUGGACGUUAACUGCAUUAUUGUUAAUUUGAUAGGUGCUGGAGCAGUUGAGCGGACAGUGACCGGUGUUCUCCAAGGCUACGAAGACUCUGAGUUUGUGGUGAUGGAAGCUGACACGGAGCCAAUCAAAAUCUCCCCCUCCCCCUGUUGCUCCCUGAUAAUAACAAGCCCCUCACCCAACUCGCUCAUGAUGCACGGCAACAACAACAGGAAGAUCAUGCUAGUCUGCAUCAUCAUGCACACCAUGGAGAUCAUCCACCUCCUCAACAACGCCAACCCCAUCCAGAUCAUCAUCGACGCCAUCAUUAACUGGUACUAG
Messenger RNA from Triticum dicoccoides, 1470 nucleotides. RefSeq lists its product as uncharacterized. Lineage: Eukaryota; Viridiplantae; Streptophyta; Magnoliopsida; Poales; Poaceae. The transcript has 9 exons. The record is from RefSeq and is a predicted model, not a curated record. The coding region runs from base 1 to 1470 and encodes 489 amino acids.